This is a messenger RNA of Nerophis lumbriciformis (worm pipefish), 1620 nucleotides long. RefSeq names its product zinc finger protein 622 (gene znf622). Lineage: Eukaryota; Metazoa; Chordata; Actinopteri; Syngnathiformes; Syngnathidae. Gene Ontology annotation, biological process: ribosomal large subunit biogenesis. Gene Ontology annotation, molecular function: zinc ion binding; nucleic acid binding. Gene Ontology annotation, cellular component: preribosome, large subunit precursor. The record is from RefSeq and is a predicted model, not a curated record.
CUGUCCAGCAGGUGGCAGUAGACAGAGUAUAUCAAGUGACGACGAAGACGUUCAUAAACCACCCGGAAGUAGCCCCUUACGAGUUAGGUAACACGUUUUAGCAAAUACGGUUCAAGUGUUUUAUCAUUUUCUGGAGUCAUCACGAGCAAUAAGCCGAGAUGGCGUCCUACACGUGCAUCAGCUGCCGGGUGUCGUUUGUGAAUGGCGAGGUCCAGCGUGCACACUACAAGAGCGACUGGCACCGCUACAACCUGAAGAGAAAGGUGGCUGACAUGCCGCCCGUCACUGCAGAGAACUUCCAGGAGCGUGUCCUGUCCCAGCAGGCCGCAACUGAGAAGCAGCUGAACCAGGCGGCGGGCAUGGAAGGCUGCGGCGUGUGCAACAAGAAGUUCUCCAGCGCCAACGCCUAUCAGAACCACCUGCAGUCCCACAAGCACCAGCAGGCAGAGCGGCAGGCUAUGCUCGCUGCCCAGCGGGAGGUGGACAGACUCAACGAGAAGAACCUGGAGAAGGGACUCGGUGACGAGAAGGCGGACCACGAUGCUCAGAACCAGGCCCUGCAGCAGGCCCUGAAGAAGCAGCAGAGGGCCGGGCCGGUAAAGACCAGCCAGGACAGGAUGGCGAAGCGCAAGUUGGAGAAGUCCGACAAACCUCCUCGACUGAUGUGGUUGGAGGAGCAGGCCAAGCGACGAGAGCUGGAGGGCGAUGAGGACGCCACAGAGGAAGAGGAGUGGGAGGACGCUGACGAGGAUGAUGAUGAUGAUGAUGAUGAAGAGGAGAGCAUGGACCAGGAGGAAGAAGAAGACACACAGCGCCCCACCAUUCUUCCCGGGUCCAUCCCCGUCACAGACUGUCUCUUCUGCUCGCAUCAUUCUAAGUCGCUGCUCAGGAACGUGGCUCACAUGACUCACGUACACAGCUUCUUCAUUCCCGACCUCCACUACCUGGUCGACCUUAAAGGCUUUGUUGGCUACCUGGGAGAGAAGGUUGGAGCGGGAAACGUGUGUUUGUGGUGCAACGAAAAGGGGCGCUCCUUUUACUCCACCACGGCGGUUCAGAGUCACAUGACGGACAAAAGCCACUGCAAGCUCUUCACAGACGGAGACGCCGCGCUCGAGUUCGCGGACUUUUACGACUUCAGGAGCAGCUACCCUGACAGCAAGGAGGGGCAGGAUGCUGACAUGGAGGGGGCGGGGCUUCCUGAUGACGACAACCUUCUAUAUGACGACGACACUUUCGAGCUAACGCUCCCUUCAGGUGCCAGGAUCGGCCAUCGCUCCCUGAUGAGAUAUUACAAGCAACGCUUUGGAACGCAGAGGACGCUUGCCCUGAGCCACAACAAGAACGCUGUGGGCCAUGUGAUGCGUCACUACAAAUCCCUCGGCUGGUGGGGCGAGAUAGGCAACAGCGGGCUGCGUCACAAGCAGAAGGACAUGCAGUACGUGCAAAUGAUGAAGUCCAAGUGGAUGCUGAAGAUUGGCAUGACUCACAACACCACCAAGCAGAAACACUUCAGAGUCCAAGUCAUGUUCUGAGGAGGCACAACAAGCAGCUGUCAUCAUGGAAAUGGUUUAUUGUGACAAUUUAAGGAGAAUAAAUGUACUGAAUUUACUGAUGAGA